GCCUAUUUGAAUAAGAGACCGUCAAAGGCGUUCCAGAACACUGUUGCGUCACAAAGCGCCAUCUAGCGUCCCGGUAACGGAACAACAGUGCGACACUGAACACCGUACGGACAACACGCUCGUCAGCGUCUACGUACGUCUCAGUUCUCUCACUGGUAGAUUUUCCCGCCACAAUGAGUCGAGUGGCAGACAAAUGCCUGAGUGGCGUAUUUUACGUCCUGACGGCGCUAUCACUUGUGAAAAAGCCCAAGUCAGCAGGGGAAAAGCUAAGAGUCACGGUCCACGCAGCAAGUGGCCAGGGGAGUUUUGGUUCCGGCAAGUUCAUGACAACAAUUAAGUUGGGCGAGGAGAAGUUCCGAACUGGACUGAAGAAGGCGGCAUCUCUGAUAUGGGAGGAGUCAGCUGAGUUCUCAUCUUGGUCCAGAUCUUCCGAUGAUCAACAAAAUAUUGUACUGAAGCUGAGGAAGGCAAAGAAGUGUACCGAGCGAACGGUUGGAACCGUCACCAUCAACGUGAAGGAAGCUCUGGAGACCAACCUCCACUUGCCGGUCAAGAGGCGCUAUUUGGUGACACCUAGCGACAAACAGCAGAAGGGCAGGGUAUUCCUUGAGGUCUCUGUGGCUGUUGCAGUUGAUGACGGGAAGAAGCCGAGUAUGCAAGAAACUGCAGAUAAGCCCCGCUCUUUUUUCAAGAAACGUAAAGCCGGUACCAACUCUCAAAUCUCGGGAAAGCCCAAAGAAGGAGAGGCUUCUUCUGCAUCAGUUCCGAGCGAACCCCAGAAGGAUGAUUCCACUGCGUCCACGAAUGCACAGGCAGCGGCGCCACCUGCCGAGAUCGACCCCCACUGUAGGGAGCAGAUCUCUGCCAUCACCAGCCUGUAUGAGCAGCUGACAGCGAAGCAGACAUCCUCGGCGGACUUGCUGACGUACGUCGACGGUCUCCGCGCCAAACUGGCUGUAGCGGCGCCGCACGUGUUGGACAAUGUGGUGAUCAAAAACAUGGCAGCAAACGUUCCAGACGCCACAAACUAUGAACUUCCAGACAUGGCCGGUGAGAGUUUGGAGGGGCUUGGGAAGAUUUUGACGGUUGUGCAGAGGUUGGACAAAGAGGAAGACGCGCGGCUCCAUUUCAUCCAGAAAUGGUAUGUCGAUGAAAUUUGUCGGCAGGCGAUGGAGGAGGCACCCGAAGUGCUGGAAGGCGGCUGAUGUUAUACCUAAGUACGUCACAAUGUGGCAGAUAUGGACUGCCGUUAAAAGUUUUUUCUCGGACAUCAGUUUGAUGAACGAUCUUGUUAUUGCCCAGAGCUGUUUUUACAUUGUUGACGCUUACAACUGUAGGUUACAGGUGUACGAGUUUUACGUAUUUGUUCUAUUUGAUGAUCUUUUGUGUAUUAUAUUCACUACCAAGAACAGCACAAGUUUUCAUACCUCGUCAACGUUCCAUGAAAUUUUCCACGAGUGGCUACUUCUACGUUUGUCUCAAGGAACGUUCUAUUAUGGACUCUUAGAAGAGAACUAUAUAGUUUUACACUAGUUCUCGGACAACUGUUUACUUAGUCAACUUACCCAUGUCCAAGUAUCAAGUUUGUUACUGUUUUCAAUGACUUUUGGAUGUUCCAAUUAAAAG
Molecule: messenger RNA, 1626 nt
Organism: Branchiostoma floridae (Florida lancelet)
Lineage: Eukaryota; Metazoa; Chordata; Leptocardii; Amphioxiformes; Branchiostomatidae
Exons: 2
Coding region: 174-1205 (343 amino acids)
Biological process (GO): positive regulation of transcription of Notch receptor target
Molecular function (GO): transcription coactivator activity
Source: RefSeq, a predicted model, not a curated record